Molecule: messenger RNA, 3523 nt
Organism: Cryphonectria parasitica EP155
Lineage: Eukaryota; Fungi; Ascomycota; Sordariomycetes; Diaporthales; Cryphonectriaceae
Product: family 31 glycoside hydrolase
Exons: 2
Coding region: 223-3165 (980 amino acids)
Biological process (GO): carbohydrate metabolic process; N-glycan processing
Cellular component (GO): glucosidase II complex
Molecular function (GO): alpha-glucosidase activity; carbohydrate binding
Source: RefSeq, a predicted model, not a curated record
CCAAGUCUUGAUGGUUGCCUGGAAGAGAAUCUCUUCAAUUCAAGACCAAUUUCCAAACCUCCUGUGACAAAUUGUCUAGAAGACAAUUGACAGGAGACGAUUCUUGAAGUGCAGUGUCGCAUAGCCUAGCUUUCCUUUUUAACUUACUUGCUCUGGUUCCCCUCCGUCGGUUUUCUGGGGCGUUUUCGACAAAGUGCCGUUUGACGGCGUCACUUGCCAGCCAUGCUCGUCCCACGGCUGUCCCAAAGGUGGACAGCCUACUUCUGCUUCCUUGCUAUCAUCUGCUCCUUGAUCGCCCCUGCCGUCACGGUCAAGGAACAUGAUUUUAAGAAAUGCGACCAGUCCGGCUUCUGCAAACGAAAUCGAGCCUACGCAGAUAACGCAUUAGGAUCGGCGUCCUGGGAAACACCCUACAAGAUCCUCCCCGAGUCCACAUCUUUCAAAGAUGGUCAAUUGCAGGCCGUCAUCCUCAAGACUAUCAACGCACAGGGUGACACUGUCCGAUUGCCCAUUACCGUGUCCUUCCUGCAGUCCGGGGUCGCCCGCGUUACAGUGGACGAAGAGAAGAGGCAAAAGGGGGAGAUCGAGCUCCGACACAACAGCCAAGCCCGCAAGGAACGAUACAAUGAAGCCGAGAAGUGGGCCAUCGUCGGUGGCACGGCGCUUGACAAGGAGGCCAAGGUCGUAUUCGAGGACAAGACGCAGACGACCGUCCAGUACGGACCUGACGCCAAGUUCGAGGCCGCCAUCAAGUUUUCUCCCUUCAGUGUCGACUUCAGGAGGGAUGGCAGCUCCCAGGUCAAGCUCAACGACCGGGGUCUGUUGAAUCUGGAGCACUGGAGGCCCAAGGUCGACAAGCCUGAGCCGGAGAAGAAGGAGGGCGAGACCGAUGCAGAGGGCGAGAAGAAAGAGGAAGAGCCCAAGGGUGAGGAUGAGAGCACCUGGUGGGACGAGAAGUUCGGUGGCAAUACCGACUCGAAGCCUCGUGGCCCGGAGAGUGUCGCUCUUGAUAUUUCCUUUGUGGGUUACGACCACGUCUUCGGCAUUCCAGAGCAUACCGGACCCUUGUCACUGAGGGAGACCCGUGGUGGCGAGGGUAACUUCGAGGAGCCGUACAGGCUGUACAAUUCGGAUGUCUUUGAGUACAUCCUCAACAGCCCCAUGACCCUCUACGGAGCCAUCCCUUUCAUGCAGGCUCACAAGAAGGACUCAUCGGUCGGCGUCUUCUGGCUAAGCGGUGCAGAGACCUGGGUCGACAUCACCAAGGAGAAAGGGACCAAGAACCCUCUCGCCAUCGGCGCCCCUUCCAAGACGACCACCAAUACCCACUGGAUCUCUGAAAGCGGUCUUCUGGAUGUCUUCGUCUUCCUUGGCCCGACUCCUCAGGACCUCACCAGGAGUUACGGCGAGCUCACUGGUACCACCGCCAUGCCUCAGGAAUUUGCCAUUGGAUACCACCAGUGCCGCUGGAACUACGUGUCCGACGACGAUGUGAAGGACGUUGAUCGUAAGAUGGACAAGUUCAAGAUCCCAUACGACGUCAUCUGGCUUGACAUCGAGUACACUGAUGGCAAGAAGUACUUCACCUGGGAUAACCAUAUGUUCAAGGAUCCUAUCGGCAUGGGCAAGCAGCUGGACGCCAGUGGGCGGAAGCUGGUCACCAUCAUUGACCCACACAUCAAGAAUGAGAACGACUACUCGGUGGUCUCCCAGCUCAAGUCCAAGGAUCUGGCCGUCCAUAACAAAGAUGGCAACAUUUAUGAGGGCUGGUGCUGGCCUGGCUCCUCUCAUUGGGUCGACUGCUUCAACCCCGAGGCCAUCAAAUGGUGGAAGUCGCUCUUUCAAUAUAGCGCUUUCAAGGGCACUAUGGAGAACACAUGGGUGUGGAAUGACAUGAACGAGCCCUCAGUGUUCAACGGACCAGAGGUCACCAUGCCCAAGGACAACAUUCACCACGGAGGCUGGGAGCAUCGUGACCUGCACAACAUCAAUGGCAUGACCUUCCACAACGCCACAUAUGAGGCCCUCCUCUCGCGCAAGAAGGGAGAGCUGCGCCGACCAUUCGUGCUCACCCGCUCCUUCUAUGCCGGUUCGCAGCGCCUUGGUGCCAUGUGGACGGGUGACAACCAAGCUUCCUGGGACCAUCUCGGUGCUUCAAUUCCCAUGAUCCUAGCCCAGGGUAUUUCUGGCUUCCCCUUCGCAGGCGCGGAUGUCGGUGGCUUCUUUGGCAACCCGGAUGCAGACCUUCAGGUCCGCUGGUUCCAGGCCGGUGCCUUCUACCCGUUCUUCCGCGGCCACGCCCACAUUGAUGCACGCCGCCGUGAGCCUUACCUGAUCGGCGAACCCUACACCGCCAUGGUCACUUCGGCCCUACGCCUCCGGUACAGCCUGCUGCCAUCAUGGUACACAGCUUUCUACCAGGCUCACAAGGAUAGCUCCCCGAUCGUGCGUCCCAUGUUCUACACCCACCCCUCGGACGAGGGUGGUCUGGCCAUUGAUGAUCAAAUGUUUGUUGGUAACACGGGCCUGCUCGUCAAGCCUAUUGUCGAGCAGGACAAGGAGUCCACCAAUAUCUACAUUCCGGACGACGAAGUUUACUACGAUUACUUCACUUACGAGAUCGUACCCACUUCCAAGGGCAAGGAAGUCACGAUCUCUGCACCACUGGACAAGAUCCCCCUACUCAUGCAGGGCGGCCACAUCUUUGCGCGCCGCGACAGACCUCGCAGGUCCACUGCGCUGAUGAGGUGGGACGACUACACCCUCGUCAUCACCAUGCCCAAGUCUGGCGGCCAGGCUGCAGGCGAGCUGUAUACGGACGACGGUGACUCGUUUGAUUUUGAGCAGGGCCAAUACAUCCAUCGGACUUUCGUGCUUGAUGGAAACAGCCUGACGUCCAAGGACGCGGAGGGCCGUGAUACCAAGUCCAUCAAGCCAGGCGAGUGGCUCAAGAACAUGAAGAACGUGACCGUGGACAAGAUCAUUGUCGUGGGCGCACCAGCGACCUGGGCCAGCAAGAACGAGGUCACGAUUACGGGGGCAGACGGGAAGACCUGGAGCGCACAGGUGGACUAUACCGCAGCUGCCAAGGGUAAGGCUGCCUUCGCCGUGGUGAGGAGGGUUGGUGCAGCGAUUGGGGAGGACUGGAGCGUCUCGUUUGAGUAGACGAGCGAGGGGGGAAGAAAUGGAAUAUCAUUGUCUUAGGCGCCGCGAUCCAAGACAGUUGGGAGGUCGUGUAACAACAACAAGUCUUUGCAUGGAAACGGAACACAGAUGAGGAACAGUCCUAGACACUUGCGUCUGUCGAGUGCUCCGAAGGGGGAUCUUGGCAAGACGGCGGCGUGUUGCUAGGCCUUUUGGUUUCUGUGGAGACAUUCUGCAUAUGAUCAAGACUGAUCGAGAUGUUCAUUCUGGGUGGGUGGAUGGAUGGAUUGUAUUGUACCGUGCAUAGAGAGAGUGUGUGUGGGUGUGGCCUUUAAAUUUCUGGAGCGCACAUAGAAUGAAGCUACGAUCUUUACUCAUG